AAUAGGUGUGUGUAUUCUUUCACUGAAUUUAGGAAAUUGUCCUUUAUAGGUUGAUUUUGUGGAAAAUUUAUUAAUAGCUCAAUUAUUAUCCUUCAUUGUAAAUUGCUAGUGUACUUUUAUUUAUAUUGUGUGUCAUUGAUGAUAAAUAAAAUGAAAUGAGAAAUAAAAAUGAAACUUAAGGUUCACUCUGCCAGGUUUCUGGAAAUACCUUGGAAUAUAUUAUGUAUGUGCACACAUGUGAGCAGGUCUUUGUAUGUGCAAAAGACAAAGACAGUUCAAUUUCAGGCAUAGUAGGAUGACAGUGAAGGUGCCGACCAGAAAAACAAUGACCUGAUCAGAGCUUUAUUAGCCUCACUGCCUUAGUCCAUUUUGUGUUGCUAUAACUGAAUACCACAGAAUAUUCGGCUGUAACAGAACACCACAAGCUGAGUACUCUAUAAACCACCAAAGGUUUAUAGUAAUCUAAACUAUAAGCUAGAUUAGUUUAAGGCUAAGCUAAGGAGGCUGGGGUGCCCAAGAGCAUGACACAGGCAUCUGGUGAGGAACUUCGUGCUGCUGAAAACAAGAGAGGGCAAGAGCAUGAAAGCAAGAGGAGAACUAGCUCGCUUUUAUAACAAAGCCACUCUCACAAUAAAUAACCCACUCCUACACUGUCUAUAGUAAUUCAUUCAUAAGAGUAGAGCCCACAUGACCUAAUUGCUUCAGAUUAGACCCUGUCUCCUAAAAAUGUUGCAUUGGGGAUUAAGUUUAUAACACAAGAAUUUGUGGGAGGCAUUCAAACUCUAGCACUCACUGAUCCAUGGGUUGAACGGAUACUCCUUCAUCGUUUCCUAGUCAUGAGAGAAUUAGCAAAGCUAAGUAGUGAUAGGGGAUGGGAAGAUGGGGGAAUUGAAGAAUAAUAAUUAGAAACUAAAUGACUCUCUACUUUUACCAUUUAAUUGUGUUCAGGGAGAGAGACCUCUGGAAAAACAGAGAAUGUUCAGCUACUGUAUAAAUACUUGCCAUAUUUGCUUAGUGUAAAAUAAUAGACAAAGACUCUUUAUCGUCUCAAAAUUUUAAAUUCUUUACUUCUUUAACACUUAACAUAAUACUGAUGCCACCCUGUAUCUUUGGGUUCUGCAUCCGUGAAUUGAACCAACUGUGAAUGAUAAAUGUUAGGGGAAAAAAUUCCACAAAAUUUCAAGAAGCAAAACCUGACUUUGCAGUGUGACAAGUACUACGUUGAAUCCAUGUGAAUCAUGUGAUGUGUAGGCAUUGGAUAAGGUAUUGCAAGCGAUAUGGCUUGACUGUGUCUCCACCAAAGAUCUUAUCUUGAAUUGUCUUUGCCAUAAUCCCCAAUUGUCAAGGCCUGACCCAGGUGGAGCUAAUUGGAUCAUGGGGGCCACAGUUUCCCUUAUACUGUUCUCGUGAUAAUGAGUGAGUCUCACGAGAUCUAAUGGUUUUAUAAGUGUCUGGCAUUUCUCCUGUUUGCCCUCACUCCAUUCCACUGCCCUGUGAAGAAGGUGCCUGCUUCUCCUUUGCCUUCCACCAUGAUUGUAAGUUUCCUGAGGCCUCCCCAGCCAUGCAGAACUAUUCUCAAGUGGGUGUUUUACGCAUUUGGAAUGUUUCAAGAACAACACCUAUUGAUAACCUUAAAUUAAAGAAAACAGGAUUUCACUGCUUACAUGUACUUAAUUCUCCUCCAAGAAAAAAGUUUUCAGUCCAAUCUCCAACCAAAAACCAUUAUACAUCCUCAACAAGUGAAGCAGUUCCACCCCCAACUUUGACACAGAAUCAAGCGUUUUCUCUUCCUCCUGGUCAUGCAGUGUGUUGUUUCUUGGAUGGUGGAGUUGGACUUUAUGAUAUGGGAGCUAAGAAGUGGGAUUUUCUUAGAGACUUGGGACAUGUGGAAACUAUCUUUGACUGCAAAUUCAAGCCUGAUGAUCCGAAUCUUUUAGCAACAGCUUCCUUUGAUGGCACCAUAAAAGUCUGGGAUAUACAUACAUUAACAGCAGUGUACACAUCCCCGGGGAAUGAAGGUGUUAUUUAUUCCCUUUCUUGGGCUCCAGGUGGUUUAAAUUGUAUUGCUGGGGGAACUUCCCGAAAUGGUGCUUUUAUUUGGAAUGUUCAAAAGGGCAAAAUUAUACAACGAUUUAAUGAGCAUGGAACAAAUGGAAUAUUCUGUAUUGCCUGGAGUCAUAAAGAUUCUAAAAGAAUAGCAACCUGCAGCAGUGAUGGUUUCUGUAUUAUUCGAACAAUUGAUGGUAAAGUGCUACACAAAUAUAAACAUCCGGCUGCAGUGUUUGGUUGUGAUUGGAGCCAAAACAAUAAAGACAUGAUAGCCACUGGCUGUGAAGACACAAAUGUUCGUGUUUAUUACGUAGCCACCAGCUCAGAUCAACCAUUGAAAGUAUUUAGUGGGCAUACAGCAAAAGUGUUUCAUGUUAAAUGGUCUCCUCUGAGAGAGGGAAUUCUUUGCAGUGGUUCUGAUGAUGGUACCAUUCGCAUCUGGGAUUAUACUGAAGAUGCUUGCAUCAGUAUUCUUAGUGGACACACUGCACCUGUGAGGGGAUUAUUGUGGAAUACUGAGAUUCCGUAUCUGCUCAUAUCUGGCAGCUGGGACUAUACCAUAAAAGUAUGGGACACUCGAGAAGGAACUUGUGUGGAUACUGUGUAUGAUCACGGUGCAGACGUAUAUGGUUUAACCUGCCAUCCCAGUCGCCCCUUCACUAUGGCCUCUUGCUCCCGUGACUCUACAGUGAGACUCUGGUCAUUAACAGCCUUAAUCACUCCUGUACAAAUAAAUAUUCUGGCAGACAGAUCUUGGGAAGAAAUUAUUGGGAACACUGAUUGUGCUGUAGAACCAGGCACUCCUCCUCUAUUGUGUGGUAAAGUGUCAAGAGAUAUUAGACAAGAAAUAGAAAAACUAACCGCUAAUUCUCGAGUGAAAAAACUAAGAUGGUUUUCAGAAUGUUUAUCCCCUCCAGGUGGCAGUGACAAUUUAUGGAACUUGGUUGCUGUGAUAAAAGGACAGGAUGACAGCUUACUUCCUCAGAACUACUGCAAAGGAAUAAUGCACUUGAAACAUCUGAUUAAAUUUAGAACAUCGGAAGCUCAAGAACUAACAACAGUCAAGAUGUCUAAAUUUGGUGGUGGUAUUGGUGUACCUACUAAAGAGGAAAGACUGAAGGAAGCUGCUGAAAUCCACUUGAGAUUAGGACAAAUUCAGAGAUACUGUGAACUUAUGGUUGAACUUGGAGAGUGGGACAAAGCCCUGUCAGUUGCACCAGGGGUCUCUGUGAAAUACUGGAAGAAGUUAAUGCAGAGGAGAGCUGACCAAUUAAUCCAGGAAGAUAAGGAUGAUGUCAUUCCAUACUGCAUAGCCAUUGGUGAUGUGAAAAAGCUGGUCCAUUUUUUCAUGUCAAGAGGUCGGCUUAAAGAAGCUCUGCUUGUUGCACAGGCUGCUUGUGAAGGAAAUAUGCAACCCUUACAUGUUUCUGUGCCUAAAGGAGCUUCAUAUUCUGAUGAUAUCUACAAGGAAGACUUUAAUGAGCUCCUGCACAAAGUCAGUAAAGAACUGGCAGAAUGGUAUUUUCAAGAUGGUCGAGCAGUACUAGCCGCAUGUUGCCAUCUUGCCGUAGAUAAUAUUGAGCUUGCUAUGGCAUACCUGAUCCGCGGAAAUGAACUGGAGCUGGCAGUCUGUGUGGGCACAGUACUCGGAGAGUCUGCAGCACCGGCAACCCACUAUGCCCUAGAAUUACUGGCGAGAAAGUGCAUGAUGAUUUCAAUAUGCUUUCCAUCUGUUGGAUACAGGAAUUUGGCAGCCGAUCUUCUCCUGAUGAUUCCUGAUAAUGAACUACAUUUAAUAAAACUCUGUGCUUUCUACCCAGGAUGUACUGAAGAGAUAAAUGACCUUCAUGAUAAGUGUAAGCUACCCACAAUGGAAGAAUGUAUGCAGUUAGCUGAGACAGCCCAUGCAGAUGACAAUAUAUUUGAAACUGUAAAAUAUUACUUGUUAAGUCAAGAACCUGAAAAAGCCCUUCCUAUUGGUAUUAGCUUUGUUAAAGAAUACAUCAGUAGUUCGGACUGGACUUUGGAUGCCAUAUACCCUGUUCUUGACCUAUUGAGCUAUAUUCGUACUGAAAAAUUGCUCUUGCAUACAUGUACUGAAGCUCGAAAUGAGUUGCUAAUAUUAUGUGGUUACACUGGUGCAUUAUUGGCUAUCAGAAGACAGUACCAAAGCAUUGUUCCAGCACUUUAUGAGUACACAAGUCAGCUAUUAAAACGUCGGGAGGUGUCAGUACCUUUAAAAAUUGAAUAUCUUUCUGAGGAACUGGAUGCAUGGAGAGCUUGCACACAGUCCACCAGCAGAUCAUUAGAAGACUCUCCGUAUACACCCCCUUCUGAUUCACAAAGAAUGGUUUAUGCAACUUUAUUAAAGAGACUAAAAGAAGAGUCACUGAAAGGAAUUAUUGGACCAGAUUAUGUGACUGGAUCAAAUCUUCCAAGUCAUUCUGAUAUUCACAUUUCUUGUCUUACGGGAUUAAAAAUCCAGGGCCCUGUGUUUUUCCUUGAAGACGGGAAAUCUGCUAUCUCCUUGAAUGACGCUUUGAUGUGGGCAAAGGUGAAUCCAUUCUCACCUUUAGGGACUGGAAUACGACUCAAUCCAUUCUGAUAGAAGAUGUUUUGUUUUGGUUUUUUUUUUUUUUUUUUUUUUUUUUAAGAAAAACUUUGUGGGUUCCUAUUACCUUAAUCUUUGUUAUUCAAGUGCCAGAGGUUGGGAGAAGGAUCGCAGGUUGGGAGAGUUGGGAAAUAACAGUGAAUUUAUUCAUUAACUUCAAAAAAUAAAAUAUGUAUAUAAUUUAAAGGAAAAACAGGUGCCUCUUUUAUAAACAGUAACAGCUACUUUUGAGAAGGAGGAAAUAUUUAAAUUAUAAAGGACUGAAUAAUCUAAAAAGCAUAAAAGGUAUCAAAAUAUCACAUUGUUGAAAUAUUGAAACAUAUUAAAUUGUGCAACACCUAGAAGAGUGCUGGACAUACAGUAAGUACUUAAUGGAUAUGUGAAUGAUUGAAUAUCUUGAAAUGUCAAAAUGUAAGGUGUGCACAGUGAUCUUCAACUUAACAAACACGUUCUCCUUUAUAAAAUGCAUAGUAAACCACUAAUGUUAGUUAUUUAAUAAAAGUUUUCAGUUAUAAGUUUGGUAAAUAUUAAUAAAUGGAUACACAGUCAAAAUACUUUUAAAAAAAGAAAAUGUUACCAGUUUUUUAUCUGAAGUUUAACUGUCCAAUUGUAAAGGUGUAAGUUAUAUAGGCAUGAAAAAAAUUGGGGUGUAAAAAUCACAAAAUGCAGUCGAAUAUAUAUGAAAAGCAUUAGGUGAUAAAGUGACUAUUUUAAGAGAUUCAGCAUGCAUGGAUAUUAGUUUUGAUUAAUGUGUAUAAUAAUUUACACAUUAUACUCUAGUCAAUUUAUGUUAACUUUAUUUAAAACACAAUUUAUUUGUCUGGGCACGGUGGCUCACGCCUGUAAUCCCAGCAUUCUGGGAGGCCAAGCCAGGUGGAUCACCUGAGGUCAGGAGUUCGUGACCAGCCUGGCCAGCAUGGUAAUACCCUGUCUGUACUAAAAAUACAAAAAUUAACUAGACAUGGUGGCGGGUGCCUGUAAUUCCAGCUACUUGGCAGGCGGAGGCAGGAGAAUCGCUUGAACCCGGGAGGCAGAGGUUCCAGUUAGCCGAGAUCGCGCCACUGCACUCCAGCUUGGGUAGCAAAGAGCGAAACUCCAUAUCAAAAAACAAACAAAAAACACAAUUUAUUUGAUGAAAAUUAGUUUUAAGUAAAUCUUUGUAAAUAGAUACUGGUUGAAAUUUUGGACAUAUUAGGUUGAUUUAACUUUUAAAAUGUUUUUUAAUAGUGUAAAGCUAUGAAAAGCCUGAUAUGUGACUACAAAUGUUUCAGUUGGACUAGAAUUCUGACUUUGAAACUUAUUAAAUUAAUGCAUACUGAAAGUACUUUGAUACUCAAGUUGUUUUACAAGAUUUAUAAUAUAGAUGUUUUUGUUUGACUAAAGAGUAAUCUCAAAUAACUAGAAUACUUGGGGCUUUUAUUAUCUUUAAACUUGUUACAUUUAAAAUAUUUUUAACACCUUCUUAACAAAACUUCUUAAAACUGGAAAAAAUAUAUAUUAUGUGUCUAUGUAUCAUAUUUAUCACAUUGACCACUUUUGAUUCCUCAAAAAGACAUUACAGGUUUAAAUUCCAUUUUAUAAAAAAACAAUUACCUGUAAUCCCAGCACUUCGGGAGGCCGAGGUGGACGAAUCAUGAGGUAGGUAGAGGGAGACCAUCCUGACCAACGUGGUGAAACCCUGUCUCUACUAAAAAUACAAAAAUUAGCUGGGUGUGGUGGCACGUGCCUAUAGUCACAGCUACUCGGGAAGCUGAGGCAGAAGAAUCCCUUGAACCCAGGAGGUGGAGGUUGCAGUGAGCCGAGAUCGCACCACCGCACUCCAGCCUGGGCAACAGAGCAAGACCACCAUCUCCAAAGAAAAAAAAAAAUAUAUAUAUAUAUAUAUUUAAUCUUAUAGAAGAGAAUAUACACAACUCAGAGAUGCAAUGGGUAAUAAAAAGAGUACCUGAGAAGUAUUUUUUUAAACUCUUAGUGAUAUCUGUAACUCAAAUUUGUCUUAGGUGAGGAGGAUUAUUAACUGGCACAUAUGUACUAAAAACCCCUCACUUAAAAAUGGCAGUCUCAAUCCUACUGUCAUCCUUUUUAUUUUACAAUAAAUAAGCCUAUCUUUUUUGUGCUUACAUACUUCAAAGGAUGUCAUUAAGUAUAUAAACAAUCAUUACUUCUGUAUUUUUAAUGAAUGCAGGAAAAUAAUAUUUUUAUGUAUAAAAGAUGAGAAAAUUUUGCAAGUCUUUAAACACAUAAAUACAACAGAAGAGCAACCCAAUUUCUGUCUGAAAUCUAAAUUGGAUUCAUUUGACCAUCAUUCUAUUAUCUUUGAUUCCUACAAUGUCUAUAUCUUAUGACCUAUAACUGUUAAUUUUUCAUAGAAUUAUAAAUGUCAUUUGACUAUGUCAGUCUGUAUAUAUUGUGCCUUAAUAUGAAAAACAAAUUUUUAAUUCAUAAAAAUAUUUUUAUUAGAUUUCAUAUGCAUGAAACCCAAGCAAAUUUUAUGAAUUUAUUUUACUAUCUGAAAAUGUUCAUACUACCAAUAAUGUGGACAAAUUACUCUGCAGGUUUCAAUAUGCCUCUCUAAAGGAAGAGUCUCAUUAGACAGUGAUUUUUAAAGCAUUGGAAAAACAUUUUGCCUGUAAAAGUUAGCAGUUAUCAAGUGGUUCACAAAAUCACAACAUCAAAAUAGUUACAUCUUGUGAAAAUAUAUUAUUUUUAUGUCAAUCAAGACAAAUGAAAUAUAUAUGUAUGUGUAUAUAUAUGUAUAUAUGAAAUAUAUGUGUGUGUGUGUAUAUAUAUAUUUCUAUGAAAUUGUCCAGAUGUGUUCAGGAACAUGAUUGCAUUAGAGCAAUGACUGUAUUUUGUUGUCCUUAUAACAUUUAUACUCUUUUGAUUUUAAGUCAAAAGGUAUUCUGAAUAUAAUAAAAGCCUCACACAUUAUUUGUAAAAUUUAGUGGUUCAUAUUUAGUAUAUCAGUAAUAGAGAAGACAUCGUUAUAGUCAACUCUUAAUAAAUGUUUAUUGUACCAAAUCUUUGAGAUAUUUGUACCUAAAUGAAAUAUGUACUUUCAUGCUAAAAUUAUGUAUCAUGACUAUGCUAUAAUUUGGCAUGUCAUUAUCUAGAUUUACGUGUAUGUAUUUAUUUCAGGUCCUUUAAAUUUUAUUAAAUAUUACAGUUAAAUCCUGAUAUGACAUAGUU
Messenger RNA from Cercocebus atys (sooty mangabey), 7849 nucleotides. RefSeq names its product WD repeat domain 17 (gene WDR17). The record is from RefSeq and is a predicted model, not a curated record. The coding region runs from base 1562 to 4654 and encodes 1030 amino acids. Lineage: Eukaryota; Metazoa; Chordata; Mammalia; Primates; Cercopithecidae. Gene Ontology annotation, molecular function: protein binding. The transcript has 26 exons.